Messenger RNA from Musca domestica (house fly), 635 nucleotides. RefSeq lists its product as uncharacterized. The record is from RefSeq and is a predicted model, not a curated record. The transcript is spliced from 2 exons. Lineage: Eukaryota; Metazoa; Arthropoda; Insecta; Diptera; Muscidae. Bases 60 to 596 code for a protein of 178 amino acids.
CCCAACCUGUUUGCAACUGACGUUUUGAGAGUAUUGUUCGGAAAUUUACAAAAGCUGCAAUGACUAUAACUUUACAAUUAUUUAUGUACUUUACCGUCUUACUCUGCUGUACUGUCGCCUACAAUAUGGAAUUCGUGGACGUUAAUGCUUCGUCGACCACACCUGAUAUUUUGGAUACAUCUUUGAGGAAAGUUCGCAUUUCUCGCGGUGUUUUUGGUUUUAGUGGCUUCAUCAAUAUGAAACAAGAUUUCGACACCGAUUUACAAACCUACGAAGUACAGGUCUACUACAGUUCAAAUGGCAUAUCCUAUGCCCUUUCGCCGUUUCGCAUUCCGCCAACACCGAUGACAAAAGUAAUGAAUAAGGAAUAUAAAUUAUAUGCAAAAGAUGCACUGGACAAAUGCUGCACUAAUGCGCCGCAAUUUGAUCGAUUUGUUUCGCCAAUGACAGCUCGUAAUAUGAUAUGCGAAAAUUGUCAACUUCUUACCACUAAUUUUCCCAGCGUGUUGCGUUCCGGAUAUUAUAAAUUGGUAGUUAGAAUAUAUGAAAGACCAAACGUAACAAUUAUAAUGUUGGGGAAAAUAGAUUGGUCUUGAUUGUCGUUCAAGGUAUUAACCGCAACAUGCACUGCGAUU